Phytophthora sojae is the source of this 336-nucleotide messenger RNA. RefSeq lists its product as hypothetical. The record is from RefSeq and is a predicted model, not a curated record. The transcript has 3 exons. NCBI's taxonomy places the organism in Eukaryota, Oomycota, Peronosporomycetes, Peronosporales, Peronosporaceae. The annotation marks the transcript as partial.
CACCGAGGCCAGCCCCAGCGCGUAGGCCAGCGUUCGCGCCGAGGCCAGCUCCAGCAUUCAGGCCGGCACCCGCACCAAGGCCAGCUCCAGCACCCGCGCCCGCGUUCAAGCCAGCGUUGGCACCGAGGCCAGCCCCAGCGCGUAGGCCAGCGUUCGCGCCGAGGCCAGCUCCAGCAUUCAGGCCGGCACCCGCACCAAGGCCAGCUCCAGCACCCGCGCCCGCGUUCAAGCCUGCGUUGGCACCGAGGCCAGCCCCAGCGCGUAGGCCAGCGUUCGCGCCGAGGCCAGCUCCAGCAUUCAGGCCGGCACCCGCACCAAGGCCAGCUCCAGCGUUGA